AUGCCUCCAUCAUCUCGCAUACCCUCACACCUCCAACCCUACGUAGACCUUCCACACGAUGACUCGCUCCUUCUCCUCACGAGUACGCUCGGAGCCAGUGCGAACUGGCUGAUCAUUCGAUUUCUGUGCGCUGCGCUCAGCAACACUGAAGAUGGCGGGGCACAGCAAGGUCACAAUGUCGUGCUGGUAUCGUGGAUGAGGGAACAUGACUUUUGGAAGCAAGAAGCAAGGAAAGGCGGAGGUCUGGAUCUUGAGAGAUUGAAGCGCGAAGGCCGGUUCGCAUUCGUGGACGGGCUGACCGAGGCGUGCCUGCAUGCGACGGCAGCUGGAGAAGCUACGAACGGCGCAAGGACAACACCAUCGGGCCUGGAUUCUCCUGCGCUCGCACUACAUGGCCGCCGAAGUCUUGCGCCGGCUGCGCAAGCAAGAGGAGCAGUAGGUCCGGCGAGUCCAGUGGUGAGCAGGACUGUACCUGUGCCAGCACCAGCACCACCAACGAGCACGAAGCAAACCUCGCCAGGCCACUAUGCCCUCAAGUCGCUCGACAUCGCACACUUGAAGACUACGGUGACCAGCGCCGUCUCCGCCCUCUCAUCCUCAUCGGGCGCCCAGCGCAAAACCCUCGUCGUACUCGACAACCCCGACCUCCUCCUCGCCCUUGAUCCUACUAUCAAACCGUCCGCCGUAUCGUCACUCAUCCUCACCGUGCACAACCUACCGAGCGUCUCGCACGUCCUCACACACAUUCAAGCCGACAACCCACUGCUGAGUCUGAGCACGCCUCCGCAGCCGCUCGAAAUCGCGCAUCACAACUUGCUUGUCAAGCUGGGGCACAUGAGCAGGCGGAUACUAGGUGUCAGAGUGCUGGAUACCGGUGUGGCGAGGGAUGUGAGUGGCGUGAUACGCGUGACGGAGCAACGAAUGCACUGGAGAGGCUUGGGCUUCAAGGAUGAAGACAAGGCCAGGGACGACCGUGGGAAAGGCAAGGAGUUCCUAUACCAGGUCAAGGGCGAUGGGAGCGUGAAGGUAUUUGAGCGGGGAGCUGGUGGCGAUGGUUGA
Molecule: messenger RNA, 1059 nt
Organism: Parastagonospora nodorum SN15
Lineage: Eukaryota; Fungi; Ascomycota; Dothideomycetes; Pleosporales; Phaeosphaeriaceae
Exons: 1
Coding region: 1-1059 (352 amino acids)
Biological process (GO): tRNA wobble uridine modification
Cellular component (GO): elongator holoenzyme complex
Source: RefSeq, a predicted model, not a curated record